Messenger RNA from Caenorhabditis angaria, 3202 nucleotides. Lineage: Eukaryota; Metazoa; Nematoda; Chromadorea; Rhabditida; Rhabditidae. The record is from the annotation of a GenBank genome assembly.
AUGUGGCCAUCCGAAACACCAAAAUUCAACAAUAAUAAUUCAUCAACGGAAAGCUCGCACGAAAGUCUGCCAUCGAUUGAUUAUUCGAAAAAUUUGAACAUGUUUUCGGUUAAUGGUGGGUUACUGUAGGGGAAAUUUUAUCUGGAAUUCAAAUUUUUUUUUAAUUUCCUAUUUUUUUUGAGACCAAACUGUGGAUUUUAGCGACGAAAUUUGAAAUCCCUGUGUAAUUCUCUCGGACAAAACUCUAAAAAUUGUAGUGAAUAUUGCAGAAAUUUUGAAUACUGAAACUUUUAGCAACUUACAUACAGUAAUCUUCAUUUUUCUAGGGGACUAUAGUUCAGGGGUACUGUAGAUACUGUGAAUGUAAAGGGGUACUUUGGUUUAUAGAAUCUUUUGGGAGGGAAUACAAGAUUGUUCAUAUUUUCUGAUCUGCCUUUGUUUUUUUGGGUACUGUAGUUGUGGACGACUGUAGAUGCUGUGGAAAGAUUUCCCUCUGAACUGUUCAAUUUCAUUUUGAAAAUGGGUACUGUAGUUUUUAGAAGUACUGUAGUUUUCGAAAUUAUGCACAAUAAACUUUUUGACCCGAAAUACAGUAAUCUUGUUUUUUUUCAACUUUUGAUCUACUCUACAGUAGUACUGUAGCUCUACCGUAUUCUCAGAGCACUGUAGAUUUUUCUGAAAACGUUUUGAGACCUACAGUAGUCUAAAAUUACUGUUUUUUGUUUGAAAAUUACUGUAGUUCUUGAAAAUCAACCUAGUUCCACCUAAAACUUUCCAAAAAAAAACGAAAAAAAAUCUAGAUCGGCUCAUAAUUUUCUGAAACAGCUGAAACUUUUCAUCUGUUUUUUUCCAAUUUUCAAAAAGAUGCCAAAUAUUUUUCAGUUUCAGAACAACCAAUUGACGACGACGAUUUUUUCAACAUAAACACAUCGGAAAAACGAAGUGCCUCAUUCGGCGGAUCAACACAAUAUUCACAAAUAUUUGGAUAUCAUAGUCAACUCCAGAAUCAGAUUCAGAAUCAACAAUUUGAAUUUGGCGGGGCGUAUGGUUUUGGAAGCGGAAGUGGCAGGUUAGUUCAGCUUUUGGGAAUUUUUUAUCCGGAAAUUUUCACUGUAGAACUCUAGAAAAUCUGAGAUUUUUCUCAUUUUCUGGACCCUUUUUGAAAUUUGAGACUGAUUUUUUUAUUGGAAAAAUGAUACCUUUUUCUCUGAAAAUCUAGCCUCAUUAGCCAAAUCUGAAACAUUUUUUUUAUUAAAGGGGGUACGGGCUAAUCAAAAUUUUAUGGAAAAAAAUAUACCAUCUGAAAGAGGAGGUUCCGUUUAGUAUGUUCCCAAAUUUUCAUAAUUAUUUUUCACGUUUGAAUACUAUUUUUUCACGCGCAAACACGAAAAAGUUGCGCUCGACCUCAGAGAAAUAGCAUGCAGACACGAGAGACACAGCGUAUUUAGGCUCCGCCCCUUCUAUGCGCUGUGUCUCUCUUUCUUGUGUGCUAUUUCUCUGAGGUCGAGCGCAACUUUUUCGUGUUUGCGCGUGAAAAAAUGGUAUUUAAACGUGAAAAAUAAUUAUGAAAAUUUGGGAACAUACUAAACGGAACCUCCUCUUCCAGAUGGUAUAUUUUUUUCCAUAAAAUUUUGAUUAGCCCGUACCCCCUUUAAUUAGUUGAAUUUUUUCAUGGGGCGAAGAAAAUUGAGCCCAGAGCUCCAAGAUCAGAGCUCUACAACUAUUUAAACCCACCGCGCGCAUUCAUUUUUACCAGGAUCAAACAAUUUUCCAAAUUUGUUUUUUUUUGUCCCAAAUUUAUUUUCAUUCUUCCUCCCAUCCCAUAUGUUUUUUAUUUAUUCAAAGCUAUUUUUUGAUGCUUUUCCCCUCUUCAAAUAUUUGAUUUUUCCACUAUUUUUGCGUCUACUAGCAAUUUUUUCGGCCUAUUUUUUGACUCGAUCUAUUUUUUGUGCUUUUUUUAGAAAUUGAAAUUUUAGCUGGAAAUUUUUUCGGGGGGUACUGUGGAUUUUGAAUUUUUAAAUUUGAAAUUAUGUAGCUUCGGAAUUCAAAAUGGAGCCUUGUGAGUAGUAUUGUAGGAAAAUUAGAUCAAGGGUACUGUGGAUUUGGAAUUAUUCAAUUCAACCUUGGAUUACUGUAGAUUACUGUAGAUGCAUCGUGAUAACUCGAAUUGGCUUACUGUAGAUUUGAAAUUCUCAAAAAAUAUGGGUUACUGUAGAUUUCAGAGAACUGCUUCAGAGGUACUGUAGCUUUUGCAGCUUGAAAUUUGAACUGGAACAUUUUUGGGUACUGUAAUUUCUAGUAGCUCAAGAAUUUUUUUAAAAUUUUCAGGUAGAUUACUGUAGUUUGAUCUACGUUUAGAAGCUUAUCUUUUUGGAUACUGUAGCUUUUGCAGAUUUGAUUUUUCCGGAAUCGUUUUUUACAGUAACCUGAAAUUUAGUUCAAAAAGUUUCAAAUUUUUCGAUUUUCCCGCCAAAACAGAAAGACAUUACAGUAAUCCAACUAGAAAAUUAGAACUCUCACACAAAUUUCAGAAUUUGAGUACUUUUUGAGGUCAAAAAUUGGGAUUUUCCAUUUUUUUUCUCCACUUACAAACAAAACAGUUUUCUUUUUCCUCGCAACCCACUCUCGUUUUUUUCACAGAGACCGUGUAAAUAGAAAAAACCCGAAAAAUGUUUCAUUUUUUGGGGUAGGUUGCGUAGUAAAACUCGCUCAUUUUUCUGUUCUGCCUUCCGUUCGCACUUUUUUUGACCUUUCCUUCUUCUCUCUUCUUCUUCUUCUUCUUUUUUUUCGAUUUCGAAUGAGUGUUUUUUGAGGCACACACUCUCUCUUUUCUCUCUCUCUCUCUCUUUCAUGAUCAGCUGAUUUUUCAGCUGUAGACGAGAUAUGAAGAGACGCAGAGAUACUAGGAGACGAUUGGCGCGUCGCCAGAAUUUGAAAGAUUGGGGGAGCUACAACUCUAGAAAGUAUUGAGAUAGUAUCUGCUAGAAAGGCGUCAAGAGUUUCACUGGCGCAUUCUUAGAAAACAUCCACAGAAAAUGCGUCAGCAUAUAACUUCUUGACCCAUGUUUUCUAGAAAAUAUUUUGAUCUACAAAUAUUUCUACCAGACAUUAUUCAGCUCGAAAAGCGUCUACAGAAAAUGUGUCAACUGGUACAGUUACUGGCACAUUUCGAGAACGCGCUUCAAUAACAAUCUUGGACUGA